UGAAUGCCAUAGUCUCUAUGUACUCAGAGUAUUUUUAUUAAAGAAGAUAAAGAGCCCAGCAUAGAUUUUAUCAUCAUCUUCACCAAACUGCAAAGUCAAAAGUUAAGCAACAGCAUCUAAGGGCACUUUUUAGGUGGGAAAGAAUCUAGAGGAUGGCUCUGAAUGACUGUUUGCUUCUAAACUUGGAAGUGGACCAUUUCGUACACUGCAACAUCUCUAAUCACAGUGUGGAUCUCCCCAUGAACGACGACUGGUUCCACCCGGGGGUCCUGUAUGUCAUCCCUGCAAUUUAUGGGGUCAUCAUUCUGAUAGGCCUCGUUGGCAACAUCACCCUGAUCAAGAUCUUCUGUACCGUGAAGUCCAUGCGAAAUGUACCGAACCUAUUCAUCUCCAGCCUGGCUUUGGGAGACCUGCUCCUCCUGGUAACCUGUGCGCCCGUAGAUGCCAGCAGGUACCUGGCCGACAGAUGGCUGUUUGGCAGGAUUGGUUGCAAACUGAUCCCUUUUAUCCAGCUUACCUCAGUAGGGGUGUCUGUCUUCACACUCACAGCUCUCUCAGCAGACAGGUACAAAGCCAUCGUCCGGCCAAUGGAUAUCCAGGGCUCUCAUGCCCUGAUGAAGAUCUGCCUCAAAGCUGCACUGAUCUGGAUCAUCUCCAUGUUUCUGGCCAUCCCAGAGGCUGUGUUUUCUGACCUACAUCCCUUCCACGAGGAAAGCACCAACCAGACCUUCAUUAGCUGUGCCCCGUACCCACACUCUAAUGAGCUGCACCCCAAAAUCCACUCCAUGGCUUCCUUCCUGGUCUUCUACAUCAUCCCGCUGUCGAUCAUCUCUGUUUACUACUACUUCAUUGCCAAAAAUCUGAUCCAGAGUGCAUACAACCUACCCGUGGAAGGGAAUAUACACGUCAAGAAGCAGAUCGAAUCCCGGAAGCGCCUGGCCAAGACAGUGCUGGUGUUUGUGGGCCUCUUCGCCUUCUGCUGGCUCCCCAACCACGUCAUCUACCUGUACCGCUCCUACCACUACUCCGAGGUGGACACCUCCAUGCUCCACUUCGUCACCAGCAUCUGCGCCCGCCUCCUGGCCUUCACCAACUCCUGCGUGAACCCCUUUGCCCUCUACCUGCUGAGCAAGAGUUUCAGGAAACAGUUCAACACCCAGCUCCUCUGUUGCCGGCCCAGCCUGAUGACCCGGUCUCACAGCACCGGCAGAAGCACCACCUGCAUGACCUCCUUCAAGAGCACCACCCCCUCCGCGGCCACCUUCAGCCUCAUCAACGGAAACAUCUGUCACGAGGGGUACGUCUAGACUGACCCUUGACCCUGCCCCCCUAGGGACUCCUGGUUUUGCUUUAUGGCUGGUAAGGAACCCUCGCCUCUGUUGUUGUCUCGGUACCCUCCGAAGACCCUUUGGCAGGCUCAUGAGUGAUGUGGGUGGGUUGGGGAGAGGCCCAAAUGGGUCACCAUUAUGUUUGAAAGGCCCAUCAAGG
Molecule: messenger RNA, 1488 nt
Organism: Balaenoptera musculus (blue whale)
Lineage: Eukaryota; Metazoa; Chordata; Mammalia; Artiodactyla; Balaenopteridae
Gene: GRPR
Product: gastrin releasing peptide receptor
Exons: 3
Coding region: 153-1307 (384 amino acids)
Biological process (GO): G protein-coupled receptor signaling pathway
Cellular component (GO): membrane
Molecular function (GO): G protein-coupled peptide receptor activity
Source: RefSeq, a predicted model, not a curated record